AAUUUUUGUAUGUUUAAGGUGGCGACCAUGUCUAUGGUGGCGACACUGCCGCAACGAUAGCAAUAGCAUUGCAAACGGCGUCUUGUGAAGAUUGUGACAGACUACAGAGUGUGAACUGUGAGUCAUACAAUUAUCAACAAAUAUUAUCGCGCGUUUUCUUCUAGAGACGUGCCUCUAUCUUGCUUGCGUAAAAUUGUUUUCGAGCCCGUUGUCGACUACGCAUCAUCUGAACAACGGCUACAAAAUUGCGCUACAAAGCUGUCUUUUUCCUGUGAUCGAACUCCCACGAGACGCAACGCCAUGUGUUCCGCCGAGCCUGACAAUAUCAAUAAUGGCGAAAGAAACAACGACGAUGUUGGCGAUGCGUUCGGAUCAUUGGGAAUCAGCAGGAACAAUAUAACUUCUAGUAUAGCAUCAUUACAAACAUCACCAACCGAACGUUAUGCUACACAUUAUAAAAUGAAUCAUUCUAAACGUGGUAUAGCUUUAAUCUUUAAUCAAGAAUUUUUCACUACUGCGCAUCUCAAACGUCGCUUUGGUACAAAUGUAGACUGCGAUAAUCUUAUUAAUACAUUAAAGAAUCUCGGAUUUGAAGUAAACGAUGUCCAUAACUCUACUCACGGAGACAUAGUAAAACAGUUAGAAAGAGUUGCAGACAUGGACCAUUCUGAUCAUGACUGUUUGAUAAUAGCCGUGUUAAGCCACGGCGAACUCGGUCGAAUCUUCGCAUAUGACACUUCAUACAAAGCAGAUUGUCUUUGGCAACACUUCACUGCCGAUAGAUGUCCGACUCUCGCUGGAAAACCUAAACUAUUUUUCAUUCAAGCUUGCCAAGGUGACAGAUUGGAUCCAGGCAUUACACUUAAGGAACGGACGGAAACAGACGGAUUACCAUCCGCGACAUAUCGUAUUCCUUCUCAAGCUGACUUCAUGAUUGCCUAUUCAACUAUACCAGGUUACUUUUCCUGGAGAAACACUAGCCGUGGAUCAUGGUUCAUACAAGCUUUAUGCAUGGAAUUACGCGAAAAUGGUACUCGUUAUGAUUUACUGACUUUGUUAACUUUUGUUUCCCAGCGUGUUGCCAUAGACUUUGAGUCGAACACGCCUGAUAACUUAACUAUGCAUCAACAAAAACAAAUUCCAUGUCUCACUUCUAUGCUGACACGUUUAGUAAAAUUUACAUCUCCAAUGAAUGGAGUUGUAUAGUCAGUCAUAUAAGAGGGAAUAUAAAAAAUAUAUGUGCUUAUAUAUGUGCUUUAUAUUUGUGCCAGUGACAAAUUUUUAUAUAUCAGAAUAUUUUUUAAUUUUUUUAUCUUUCUUUAAUUACAUUAUAUUACAUCAUUAAUUACAUUUUUUUUUUUUUUUUUAAAUUUUUUCUCAUUAUUUUUUUUUAAUUAUGUUCCUUUUCCUCUCUAAUAGAUAAAUACAACUACUGCCACGUUCAUAACUAUAUUUUUUUUUUUAUAUUUUUACUUUUUAUUGCUAUAUAAGAGAAAAACAUUAUAUUGUGAUAAAAAUAAC
Molecule: messenger RNA, 1521 nt
Organism: Formica exsecta
Lineage: Eukaryota; Metazoa; Arthropoda; Insecta; Hymenoptera; Formicidae
Product: caspase-1-like
Exons: 5
Coding region: 301-1206 (301 amino acids)
Biological process (GO): proteolysis; apoptotic process
Cellular component (GO): cytoplasm
Source: RefSeq, a predicted model, not a curated record